UCUGGUCCUGUCACUCUUAACAGUGUUCUUGGCUUCCCCCCAGGCACUGGAGUCUUUUCUGUGCAGUCCCAACACUGCAGCUCCACCCCUCACGCGGUGUGAUGGGGUAAAGAACGGGAGAGAGGGUUAUUCGGGGAAGAACCCUGACUCUGUGGGGUCCUGUGUGGGGCUUGGCACUCUCCUGACCUCACCACAGGCAUGAUGCAGGAGUGUGAGUCCUGCUGGAUCAUGUCUGGGGUCUGUAAAACCAUUUCUGUUCUAGUGGGGAAUAGUUUUACUUGUGUCUUUCAGGUGUGCGUGAAGCACAGUAACCCAGUCCGGGUCCCUGUCCUCCCAGGCUCUCUGUGCCUAGAGCUGGUAUUACAUUUUUAAAAAACUUGACCAUUCCCCACAGUUGUGGAUUAGAAUCUAAAGUUAAAGUGUCCUUUUUUGCUGAAGCAGCUCAGAAUAUGAGAUUAGUGUGUUUAAGUUCUUAGGGUCAGUUUCCACAGGAAGCAAAUUUCAGGAUCAGUUUGUUAUGUUUCUACUGAGAAUUUUUUAAUUUAAUGGAUAGAAAACUUCUGAAACACAGGAGAAUGCCUAUUUUAACGGAUGCAAAAGAUGCUCUAAAGCUUACUUGAAUCUUGAGAAGGGUCUUAAAGACUUCUACUACGUUUACUGUAUUAUACCAGAACCCCUGAUGUUUUACAUCUUUUCGCCGUUUUGGAAAUAUUCUCCUAACUGAGAGAAAACGGAUAUACAGACUGAUACCCCUGGUCAUUGGAUCUAAACGCAGAGCUCUAAUGUACAUUUUUAUGAUUUGCACAAAUGUGUUAAACUUUUUUGUAACACUUUAGCCCCUAGGGAACGUAAAUGUAAAUUUCUACCAUCCAGGUAUGAAAAGUUGAAGUAUAAAAGCCUUCCUGACCUAAGACAAGUUAAAACGAAGGGGCUGUCAGAUUACUUGUUGGGAUUAAUAUAUGAAAAUUACUUUUUUUUUUGCCCGUUUUAGUAGUGUUUUAAGCUUUCUACUGUAAAACUAAAAAUAUCCAAACCCAUUGCUAUCUAGUGGAUUCCUGCUCAUAGUGACCCUGUAGGACAGAGUAGAACUGCCCCAUAGGGUUUCCAAGGAGCAGCUGGUGGAUUUGAACUGUGGACCUUUUGGUUCGUAGCCGAGUGUUUAACCGCUGUGCCACCAGGUCUCCCUCUACUGUAAAGUAGAUUAUAAACAUAGAAUUUAUGAAACUUUUCAUUAAAGUUUAAUAACCCUAAGCACCUGAUUACAAAUGAGACUUGGGGAGUUCUUCGAGCUUCCUGGUGUGUCCUGCCCUGAUCUCAUUAACCUGGAGGCAACCCCUCUCUGUAUAUUCCAAGUUUGUUAUUGUUGUUAUUGCUAUUAUUACAGCUUUACCACGCAAGUCUUAACUCUUAAGCUAUAUAUUGUUGAGCUUUGCAUCUUUUGAGCUUUCUAUAAAUGCAAUUACUCUGUACGGGUUCUUUAGUGACUUGUUUUCCUCAUGAUAUUUUUGAGCUUUAUGUGUUGGUGUCUGUAGCUCUAGUCUACCCGUGUUUCUGUAUAUGUAUGUGUUCCAUUUUAUGAAUGGGCUACAAUUUACGUACCCAUUGUACAGCUGUAAAAACCGCAUGGGGGUAGUAUCUGACCUCAUCUAGCUUCACAACUGGGAAGGAAAAUCAAGAUCAACAGCCCAAGGCUGAUUCCUAAGAGGCGGAGGCCAGACAUGCCUCUGCUCUCCACCGUCUUAACCAAGUCUGAUACCAACCAUCCCUGCCACGGUACUCUCUACAUCUCUUCUGGGUUCAAUAAUUCAUGGCAGUGGGCACACAGAACUCACAGACAAUACUCACAAUUAUGGGGUUUAUUAGGGAAGUAACAGUUUACAAUUCAGGUUGAAAAACACUCAGGAUAUAGUUCUUCCAUCAGGACAGCCACCCAGCCAUGCUCGCAGGCAUGCCUCUCCCCGGCCCUCAGCCUCUGCCCAGAGGCACUCAGCUUUCUCUCCCAGUGGGCCAGAAGCCUACCACACUGGGUCUAUACUGCCUGGUCUCUGCUCCCAGGUCUCUCUGUCUUCACUGUUACAACCCGCUCUCUCUCUGCCUUCUGGUUCCAGGAGCUUCUCAGCGCAGGGAUCCCGGGUCCUAAGGACGUGCUGGCUCCUAGCUGUUCUUCUUUGGUGGUGGUGGGGGUCUUCUCUUUCCCACCUCUGGGGUGGCUCAUUUCAAGCCCAGGGGGAUGGUAAAACUGACCAAUCCCUUUCUUGGGCCACAAUUACCCUAUCACACAGUCCUGCCCAAUCACUUGGGCAGAAAUUACAAGACCAUGGCAGGAAAGGCCACACGAAAGUGAUCCAUCACACCACAGCAGCUUAUGAAAUUUCGGUUGUUUCUAGUUCAGUUUUCCCUCUUGUGACUGGUGCUGUUACGUUCAGUCUCUUUCCAGGCUCCAAGUGCUCUUGCCCAGUAACCCAGUGAGGUGAAACUGCCAAGUUGCAAGUGUAAUUUUACAAGUUGCCAAGUGUAAAUUUACUAGGACAUGCUGAUGUAGUGUGUCUGUGUAUUUUAUUUACUUCAUUUGCUUGGCAACAUGGGUUUAUUGAAUUAAUUUUUACUUUGUAGUGAGUAUGAAAUGGUAUUGUACUUCAAUUUUAUUCUGCAAUUAACUGCUCCAGUACUGACAAGGCUGUGUAUAUUUUCCCACUGUUAGUUCAUCUUUUUGUGACUUUUCAGGGCUUCUUUAUAGAGUUUGGAAAUACAUUUUUUAUUUGUAUAUAUUGAAAAUUUUUUCCUAGUAUGUAGCUUGUGUACUCAUUUACUUUUUGCUGCCCGUUGAUGAAUAGUUUUGGGUUUUUAUAUAGCUGAGUUUGUCAAUCUCUUGCCUUAUGACUUCCCUUAUUUCAGAAUUUUUUCUCUGGCCUGAUGUCAUAGAAUUAUUUGUUUAUUAUAACUUCUGAGUGUUAUGAUUUUCAUUCUCACAUUUAAAACCCAACUAUUUGGAAUUGAUUUUUGUACAUGGAGUAGGUAGGAAUGCUUUAAUUAUCCCGAUUAGAUAAUUAGUUGACUACACCCCACAUAUUAAAGUGUGUGUGGUUUCUGGCAGUGCCCUGCAGUGCUUCCUCUGUCAUGGCACCACUUUCCAUAUUGGUAGGUGGGCCUGUGCCAGGACUAUUUAUUUUUCUCCGAUCUAUCUGUAUAGUCUUAUACUGAAACUAUGCUGUCUAACUUAUUAUACCUAUACACACACACACGCACCCACCCACACACACACAAAGUUGGGUGUGCGGGUGUGUGUGUGUUUAGACAAGUCCCCGUGCAGUAUUCCUUAGAACAUCUUGGUUAUUUGUGGACAUUUGUACUUUCAUAUAAAAUUUUCAAGAAUUUUCUGUGAAGUUGUAAGAAAAGUAAAAUUGUUUGGAGUUUUUUGUGAAUAAGAUCUAUUUGGGUAGAACGGUGUUCUAAAAGCAUGCUGUAUCUUUUCAUUAGGACUCUUCGUGACACAAUGGUUAAGCGCUCAGCUGCUUACCGAAAGGUCUUGGUUUGAAUCUGCCAGCCUCUCCACCAGCCUCUUCCUUAAAGAUUUAUAGCCUUGGAAACUUUAUGGGGUAGUUCUGCUCUGUCCUACAUAGGUUUGCUAUGAGUGGAAAUCGACUCAGUGGCAGUGGGUGUUUUUGUUUGUUUUUCUUGUGCUUUAGGUGAAAGUUUACAGGUCCAAUUAUUUUCUCAUACAAAUAUUUAUACACAUAUUAUUGUGUGACACUAUUUGCAGUUCCUAUAAUGUGCCAGCACACUCCCACUUCCCACUGUGGGUUUUCCUUGUCCAUUCAACCAGCUCCUAUCCCUUUUUGCUUUCUCAUCCCACCUCUGGACAGGAUCUGCUACUUUCAAGAAGCAUACUCUUCACCAGCAUUAUUUUGUUUUAUACUCCAGUCUAAUCUUUGUCUGAAGAAUGGGCUUCAGAAUGGUUUUAGUUCUGAGUUAACGGAGAGUCUGGGGGCCAUGUCUUCUGAGGUUCUUCUAGUCUCAGUCAGACCAUUCAGUCUGGUCUUUUUACUAGAAUUUGAGUUCUGCACCCCACUUUUCUCCUGCUCCAUCAGGGACUGUCUGUUGUGUUCCCUGUCAGAGUGGUCAUUGGUAGGUAGCCAGUCACCAUCCAGUUCUUCCUGGUCUCAGGCUGAUAGAGUCUCUGGCUUAUGUGGUCUCUUUGUCUCUUGGGCUCAUAUUUUCCUUGUGUCUUUGGUGUUCUUCAAUCUCCUUUGCUCCAGGUGUGUUGGGACCAGUUGAUGCAUCUUAGGUGGCCACUCGCAAGCUUUUAAGACCUUAGAUGUGACUCACCAAAGUGGGAUUUGGAACAUUUUCUUAAUAAACUUUGUUAUGCCAAUUGACCAAGACCAUGGUCCCCAGUCCCCUGCCCCUGCUACUCUGUCCCUCAAAGUGCUUAGUUGUGUUCUGGAAACUUCUUAGCUUUUGGUUUAGUCCAGCUGUGCUACCUUCCCCUAUAUUGUGUGUUGUCCUUCACUUCACCUAAAAUAAUUCUCUACUCUCUGGUUUGUGAAUUCCCCUGUCCCUCCUUUCCCACCCUCAUAAGCAUCAAAGAAUAUUUUCUUCUGUGUUUAAACAUUUUCUUGAGUUAUUAUAAUAGUAGUCUGAUACAAUAUUUGUCGUUUUGCAACUAACUAAUUUCACUCAGAAUAAUGCCUUCCAGAUUCAUUCAUGUUAAGGGAUGUUUCACGGAUUCAUCAUUGUUCUUUAUCGUUGUGUAGUAUUACAUUGUGUGAGUAUAUUAUAAUUUGUUUAUCCAUUCAUUGGUUGAUGAGCACCUAGGUUGUUUCCAUCUUUUUGCUAUUGUGAACAGUGCUGCAGUGAACAUGGGUGUGCAUAUAUCUAUUAAUGUGAGAGCUCUUAUUUCUCUAGACUGUAUUCCAGAGAGUGGGAUUCCUGCAUCGUAUGGUAGUUCUAUUUCUAGCUUUUUAAGGAAGUGCCAAAUCAAUUUCCAUAGUGGUUGUACCAUCUUACAGUCCCACCAGCAGUGUAUAAGUGUCCCAGUGUCUCCACAAGCUCUUCAACAUUGAUUAUUUUGGUUUUUUGGAUUAAUGCCAGCCUUGUUGGGGUGAGAUGGGAUCUCAUUGUAGUUUUAAAUCUGCAUUUCUCUAAUCGCUAGUGAUCGUGAGCAUUUCCUCAUUUAGCUAUUAGCUGCUCGAGUGUCUUCUUUGGUGAAGUGCCUGUUCAUAUCCUUUGCCCAUUUUUUAAUUGGGUUAUUUUUGUUGUUGAGAUUUUAUAGUAUCUUGUAGAUUUCAAAGAUCAGACACUGAUCAGAUAAGUCAUAACCAAAAUUUUUUCCCAGUCUGUAGGUUGUCUUUUUACUUUUUUUGUAAAGUCUUUUGAUAAACAUGGGGAUUUGAUUUUUAGGAGCUCCUAAUUAUUUUCCUAAUUAUCUAGUUUCUCUUCUGGGGUUUAUUCUUUGUUAGUUAUUUUAUAUUCUCUUUAUGCCAUGUGCUAGGGCUCCUAGUGUUGUCUCUAUUUUUUCUUCCAUGAUCUUUAUCAUUUUAGAUUUUAUAUUUAGGUCUUUGAUCCAUUUAGAGUUAGGUUUUGAAGGUAUCGGUCUUGUUUAUUUUUUUAGAGAUGAAUAUCCAGUUAUACCAGAACAUUUGUUAAAGAAACUGUCUUUUCUGCAUUUCUUGGACUUCGGGCCUUUGUCAUGUAUCAGCUGCUCAUAGAUGGAUGAAUUUAUGUCUUUAUUCUUAAUUCUGUUUCAUUGGUCUAUAUAUUUGUUGUUAUACCAGUACCAGGCUGUCCUGAGUACCAUGGCAGUAUAAUAGGUUCUAAAAUCAGGAAGUGUGACACCUCCCACUUUGUUCUUCUUCUUCAGCAAUGCUUUACUUAUCCAGGGCCUCUUCCCUUUCCAUAUGAAGUUGGUGAUUUGUUUCUCCUUCUCAUUAAAAAGUGCCACUAGAAUUUGGAUCAGGACUGCAUUGUAUCUGGAGAUUGCUUUGAGUAGAAUUGACAUUUUCAUAAUGUUGAGUCUUCCUAUCCAUAACCAAGGUAUGUUUUUCCAUUUAUGUAGGUCUCUUUUGGUUUCUUGCAGUAGCGUCUUGUAGUUUUCUUUGUAUAGGUCUUUUACGUCUCUGGUUACAUUUCUUCCUAAGUAUUUAAUCUUCCUGGGGGCUAUUGUAAAUGGUAUUGAUUUGGUGAUUUCCUCUUCGAAAUUCUCUUUGUUAGUGUAGUAGAAUCCACAUGAUUUUUGUAUGUUUAUCUUGUAUCCUGAUACUUUGCUGAAAUCAUCUGUUAGUUCUAGUAGUUUUCUUCUGGAUUCUUCAGGGUUUUCUGUUGUUGUUAGGUGCCGUCGAGCCGGAUCCGACUCAUAGCAACCCUAUGCACAACAGAACGAAACACUGCCUGAUCCUGCGCCAUCCUUACAAUAGUUGUUAUGCUUGAGCCCAUUGUUGAAGCCACUGCCUCAGCCCACCUCGUUGAGGGUCUUCCUCUUUUCCGCUGACCCUGUACUUUGCCAAACAUGAUAUCCUUCUCCAGAGACUGAUCCCUUCUGACAGCAUGUCCAAAGUAUGUAAGACGCAGCCUCGCCAUCCUUGCUUCUAAGGAGCAUUCUGGUUGUACUUCUUCCAAGACAGAUUUGUUCAUUCUUCUGGCAGACCAUGGUAUAUUCAAUAUUCUUCGCCAGCACCACAAUUCAAAGGCAUCAAUUCUUCUUCGGUCUUCCUUAUUCAUUGUCCAGCUUUCACAUACAUAUGAUGCCACUGGAAAUACCAUGGCUUGGGUCAGGCGCACCUUAGUCUUCAAGGUGACAUCUUUGCUCUUCAACACUUGAAAGAGGUCCUUUGCAGCAGAUUUACCCAAUGUAAUUCGUCUUUUGAUUUCUUGACUGCUGCUUCCGUGUGUGUUGAUUGUGGAUCCAAGUAAAAUGAAAUCCUUGACAACUUCAAUCUUUUCUCCGUUUAUCAUGAUGUUGCUUAUUGGUCCAGUUGUGAGGAUUUUUGUUUAUGUUGAGGUGUAAUCCAUACUGAAGGCUGUGGUCUUUGAUCUUAGCACUUAGUAAGUGCUUCAAGUCCUCUUCACUUUCAGCAAGCAAGGUUGUGUCAUCUACAUAACGCAGGUUUUUAACGAGUCUUCCUCCAAUCCUGAUGCCCCGUUCUUCUUCAUAUACUCCAGCUUCUCAGAUUAUUUGCUCAGCAUACACAUUGAAUAGGUGCGGUGAAAGGAUACAACCCUGACGCACACCUUUCUUGACUUUAAACCAAUCAGUAUCCCCUUGUUAUGUCCGGACAACUGCCUCUUGAUCUAUGUAAAGGUUCCUCGUGAUCACAGUUAAGUGUUCUGGAAUUCCCAUUCUUCGCAAUGUUACCCAUAAUUUGUUAUGAUCCACACAGCCGAAUGCCUGUGUAUUCCUUCUGGUAUUCUCUGCUUUCAGCCAGGAUCCAUCUGACAUCAGCAGUGAUAUCCCUGGUACCACGUCCUCUUCUGAAACUGGCCUGAAUUUCUGGCAGUUCCCUGUCGAUAUACUGCUGCAGCCAUUUUUGAAUGAUAUUCAGCAAAAUUUUGCUUGCGUGUGAUAUUAAUGAUAUUGUUUUAUAAUUUCCGCGUUCGGUUCAAUCACCUUUCUUGGAAGUAGGCAUAAAUAUGGAUCUCUUCCAGUCAGUUGGCCAGGAAGCUGUCUUCCAUAUUUCUUGGCAUAGACGAGUGAACACCUGCAGUGCUACAUGUGUUUGUUGAACCAUCUCAAUUGAUAUUCCAUCAAUUCCUGGAGCCUUGUUUUUCGCCAGUGCCUUCAGUGCAGCUUGGACUUCUUCCUUCAGUACCGUUGGUUCCUGAUCAUAUGCCACCUCUUGAAAUGGUUGAACAAUGACUAAUUCUUUUUGGUAUAAUGACUCUGUGUGUUCCUUCCAUCUCUUUUGAUGCUUCCUGCAUCGUUUAAUAUUUUCCCCAUAGAAUCCUUCACUAUUGCAACUCAAGGCUUGAAUUUUUUCUUCAGCUCUUUCAGCUUGAGAAACGCCGAGCAUGUUUUUCCCUUUUGGUUUUCCAUUUCCAGCUCUUUGCACGUGUCAUUAUAAUACUUUACUUUGUCUUCUCGAGUUGCCCUUUGCAACCUUCUGUUCAGUUCUUUUACUUCAUCAAUUCUUCCUUUUGCUUUAGCUGCUCAAUGUUUGAGAGCAAGUUUCAGAGUCUCCUCUGACAUCCAUCUUGGUCUUUUCUUUCUUUUCAGUGACCUCUUGCUUUCUUCAUGUAUGAUGUCCUUGAUGUCAUUCCACAACUCAUCUGAUCUUCGGUCACCAGUGUUCAAUACGUCAAAUCUAUUCUUGAGAUGGUCUCUAAAUUCAGAACUCAGUGGUCUUUGAGGAUGUGGCUGUGGACUUUACCCAGGAAGAGUGGGCUUUGCUGGAUAGUUCUCAGAGGAAACUCUACAGAGAUGUGAUGAUGGAAACCUUCAGGCACCUGGACUCAGUUUUUCAACAGGAUAAUAACGAACAAAAGUUAUCCAUGACGGAUGACUCCUGGUUCUCCAUAUUAGGAGAAAUCUGUGUAUUCCAUGGCAUUGAAUGUCAGCACAACAACCAGGGAGAGAAUGUGAGAAUAGUUACAGUAGAGAACCUCCAUGAAAGUAAAGAAGGUAGAGUAAAGAAAAGUAGAGAAGUAAAUCAGUGUAGAACAACUUCCAGCUGGAUUGGAAAUCUUGCUAGCCUCAAAAGAACUCAUGCUGGACUAAGUCCUUCUGAGUGCCUUGAGUGUGGAAAAGUUAUCAUGGAUCAUUCAUCGUUUGAGCAUCACAUUGGAUCUCACACUGGAUACAAACCUUAUCAUUGUAAUGAACGUGAAGAAGACUGCAGUUGUCCCUCUUACCUAAAACCUUUCGUAAGAGAGAAACCUUGUAAAUGUAAGGAUUAUGGGAAACCCUGUAGUUGUUCCUCACUCCUCACUGAACAUAUAAGAACUCUCAAUGGAGAGAAGCCUUAUGAAUGUAAGGAAUGUGGGAAAGCCUUUAGUUCUUCCUCAUCCUUCAAUAAACAUGUCAGAGCUCACAGUGGAGAGAGGCCUUACGAAUGUAAGGAGUGUGGGAAAGCAUUUAGUCAGGUUUCAGAUCUCACUAGACACAUAAGAGUUCACAGUGGAGAGAAGCCUUAUGAGUGUAAGGACUGUAGGAAAGCUUUUAGCUAUCUCUCAAACCUCACUAGACAUAUAAGAACUCACAGUGGAGAGAGGCCUUAUGAAUGUAAGGAAUGUGGGAAAGCCUUUAGUCGUUCCUCAUUCCUUGCUACACAUAUACGAACUCACAGUGGAGAGAGGCCUUAUGAAUGUAAGGAAUGUGGGAAAGCCUUUACUCGUUCCUCAUUCCUCGCAACACAUAUACGAACUCACAGUGGAGAGAGGCCUUAUGAAUGUAAAGAAUGUGGGAAAGCAUUUAGUUCUUCCUCAUCCUUCCGUAAACAUAUAAGAACUCACAGUGGAGAGAGGCCUUACGAAUGUAAAGAAUGUGGGAAAACCUUUAGUCAGGUUUCAUAUCUCAGUAGACACAUAAGUUCUCACAGUGGAGAGAAGCCUUAUGAAUGUAAGGAAUGUGGGAAAGCCUUUAGUCAGUGUUCACAACUCACUAGACAUCAAAGAGCUCACAGUGGAGACCGGCCUUAUGAAUGUAAGAUAUGUGGGAAAGCUUUUAGUCAGUCCUCACACCUCAUUAGCCAUAUCAGAACUCACAGUGGAGACAGACCUUAUGAAUGUAAGGAAUGUGGGAAAACCUUUAGUCAGUCUUCACACCUCACUAGCCAUAUAAGAACGCACAAUGGAGACAGGCCAUAUAAAUGUAAGGAAUGUGGGAAAACCUUUAGUCAGUCUUCACAUCUCACUAGCCAUAUAAGAACGCACAGUGGAGACAGGCCUUAUGCAUGUAAGGAAUGUGGGAAAUCCUUUAGUGAUUACUCAUCCCUCACUAGACAUAGAAGAACUCACAGUGGAGAGAGACCUUAUGAAUGUCAGGCAUGUGGGAAAGCCUUUAGUUCUUCUUCAUCCCUCCAUAAACAUGCUAGAACUCACAAUGGAAAUAGGCUUUAUGAUAGGAAUAUGGGAAAGCCUUUAGUUGGUCCUCAUCGCUCACUAAGCAUAGAUGAGUUCAUAGUAUAGAGAGGCCUUAUUGGUAUAAAGAAUUACAGAACGCCUUAGUCCUCAUAUCUCACUAACCAUAUAAGAAUAGUUAACAGGGGAGAGAAGCCUUAUGAAUGUAAGGAAUGUGGGAAAGUCUUUGUUAUUUCUUCUUACCUCAAGAAUUUCAAAAGAAGUCUUAAUGGCAAGAAAUUUAUGUAUGUAAAGAAUGUGUAAAAUCUAGUUAUUCCUCAUGCUUCACUAAACAGGGCUUACAGUGGAUAGAAGCGUUAUGAAUGUAAGGAAUGUGAGAAAGCCUUUAGUUAUUCCUCAUUCCUCAGUAAAAUUGUAAGAACUCGUAGUGGAGAAAGGCCUUAUGUACUUAAAGAAUGAGGGGAACUCUUCGGUUUUCGUUCACCCUUUGGUAAUGUGAGAAGGUACCCUAGAAACAAUAUACCAAAAACCAAACCCAGUGCCAUCGAGUCGAUUCCAACUCAUAGCAACCCUGUGGGACAGAGUGGAACUGCCCCAUAGAGUUUCCAAGGAGCCCCUGGCAGAUUCGAACUGCCGACCCUUUGGUUAGCAGCCAUAGCACUUAACCACUAUGCCACCAGGGUUUUCAGAAACAACAUAUGUAUAAGUAAGGUUGGAAAGGUUUUGGUAAUGCCUUUAAAAAACUUGAAGGAGGACACAUGGGAGAAAAACCAUGUAGUGUAAAGAAUGUGAUAUGGAAAAGUUUUUUUGCUUUUCCCCUUGUACUCUCCAAGAUGUGAGGAUUCAUGCAUAUGGAAAAGUAUUCACUAAUUACUUCUGCUAAAUACGUGAGUUGUCAAGGAUUUCAUUUUACUUGGAUCUACAGUCAGCACUCAUGAAGCAGCAAUCAAGAAAUCAAAUGACGCAUUGCAUUGGGCAAAUCAGCAGAAGAUCUCUUUAAAGUGUUGAAAAGCAAAGAUGUCAUUUUAAGGACUAAGGUUCACCUGACCCGAGCCAUGGUGUUUUCAGUCGUCUCAUAUGUAUGCGAAAGAUGGACAGUGAGUAAGGAAGACGGAAGAAGAAUUGACACCUUCGAACUAUGGUGUUGACAAAGAGUAUUGAAUUUGCUAUCGGCUGCUAGAAGAAUAAACAAAUCUGUGUUGGAAGAAGUACAGCCAGAAUGCUCAUUAGAAGAAAGGAUGACUAGACUUCCUCUCACUUCCUUUGGACAUGUUAUUAGGAGGGGCCAAUACCUGGAGAUGGACAUCAUGCUAGGUAAAGUAGAGGGUGAGCAAAAAAGAGGGAGACCCUCAAUGAGAUGGAUUGACUCAGUGGCUGAAACAGUGGGCUCAAGCAUAACAACAAUUGUGAGGAUGGUACAGGACUAGGCAGUGUUUUGUUCUGUUGUACAUAGGGUCACUAUAAGUUGGAACCGACUCGAUGGCACCUAACAACACCGAGAAAUAUGUGAGAAAAACUUCUGAAAAAUCAUGUAUAUGUAAAGAAUAUGGAAACAUCUACAAAUGUUUUGGAAUUCUUAGAAAACAUGUGAGAUAUUAAACUGUGGAUUGAUUCUAUGAAUGUAAAAGAUGAGGGAAUUUUUCACUGUCUCUUCUGUUAGGACCCCUAUGAGACCUCACAUGCAGAGACUCUGACUGUAAGCCAAGUGACCUUUUGGUGGUAUCACAUGACUUUGGAUGAGUAUCAAAAUGUUAUUUUGGUUCUCUUACAUACAGAUUAUUAUAAAAUUUCAUCACCCUUUGCUGCCUUGAAAUGUGUUUUCUUUUUAUCAACUAUAUUUCUAAAGUUUUUAUAGUUUUUCACAUUAUAAUGCAGUAUGUUCUCUUUGUAGAAUAUUUGAUUUCAGUGGGAAAUUAUAAGGAAAACUGAAAAAUCACUCAAUAUCCCACUACUUAUGCUGUUUUGGGUAAUUCCUUUUAGUCUUCUUUGUAUGCAAAGCUGUGUUUGCUUGAAAAACCAAACCCAUUGCCUUUGAGUUGAUUCACACUCAUAGCAACGCUAUAGGACUGAGUAGAACUGCCCCAUAGAGUUUCCAGGGAGUGCCUGGUGGAUUUGAACUCCGGGCCUUUUGGUUAGCAGCCAACCUCUUAACCAUUAUGCCACCAGGAUUUCCAGAGUUUAUUUAGAGAAUAUCAAUUAUAUUGUAUGUGUAGUGCUAUACUGAGGUUUUUUUUCAUUACUUCUGUCAUUUGUCCUCCACAGUUGUUAUGGUCCCUGGUUUAUUGAUGAGAAAACUGCUCAGGAAGUUUUAACCCAAAUUCUCACCAUCUCACAAAAAUGCCCCACAUAAGAGGUGCUGUGAAAAGCAGGGUUUGCACGAAAGGAGGGCUCCUCAUGGACCCACAGCAUGACCUAGCAGUAAUGAAACUUCUGUCCAGCACAGGCCCAGAGCCUGCAUUUUGAGACAGAAUCCUACUUUUGGUAAUCCUCUAGUUCCGGGAGUGCCAGGAGCUGAGGCUGCGAUUAAUUACUGGGCUGAACUAGACUGGCGACUGCCGCUCCACCUGAUGUGCCUACCUCAGCGGUGUCGUAUCUCAUGCCAGCUACUGAUGUUGACCACAUCAGUCUCCCAGAAUUGCCAACAAUCAGCCAUGGUCGAGAGGUUACGUUGUUAGGCUACUUUCUGUUUGUAUCUAUAGCUUUUAAGAAGUGGUAUUAUAAUUGUGGCCUUGUUAAGUUUUGUCAUCUAUGGAUAAGUUUUACUUUGCUGACUUGCUGAGAACAUUUGAACAUGAUGGUUCAACAUAAAAUAGACUAUAUAAACUUAUAAAAAGGACUAUAGUAUUUCAGACAUGGAUGCUGUUGGACUGAAGAGGGAUUUUUAGGAGUCGUGUAGAAACUUAUGUUCUUCAGGUUGCUGCUAACCUAGGAUAACAUGGAACCAAGAUUAGGUACAUGAGACUGAGUAAACUAAAAGAAUUACCACAGGUUUUUAUGAAAAUAUUACUGAUGUUCAAUGUUCUAAUUUUUAAACAUUAAAAAAAAUUAUUUCCCUUUCCCUAUUUUAGUGUAAAAAUCAGUUAUUUCAAUAACUAGUCUUAUUAUGCUGGUUACAGAAUAUAGAUUAAAAGAUGCUAUAAUGGUUUAGAUAAUGCCACCUAUGAACUCCAGGAAAUAAUACUGAAAUGACCCUGAUAAAAAGUAAUUCUUCUAAACCACAUGACCCUCUUUUAUGUUGCUUAUACCGACUUUAAUAUUGUUAAAUAUUGUCAGUCCUUAAUCCAACACUCUAAGGAAUACUUUCACAUGUUGAAGAAGCCUAACAACCAAAGUCAAAAACCCAAAAUCUGUCUGAUAUUUUUCCAGAGGACUAUGUAUACUAAAAAAGGACAUUAGCUAAAAGAUUCCCUAGAGUCUCAUUGGAAAAGACUGUACAUAGUUUUCCUUACGAAUCUUUGUGCUGCUAAAUUACAGGGAGUUAAGACUUGCAUAUACCCCUCCCACUUAAAGAAGACUGUAGUUCCUGUUUGGAUUGUCCAGCCAUCAAAAUGACUCAAACAUAAAUUCACCUACCCUAAUAAACUGAAGGAGACUACCAUGACAGAAGCAGACAGCUCUACCCAAGACCAUGGAAUGAGAUUUCGUGCAGGCAAAUGAGAUUUUUUGGACUACGCUUUAUAAUCUUUACUUUCUUAUUUAUCUUGAUUAUUCUUCCACAAGUUGAAAUUCUUCCUUAGUAAGGUAUAGUCUGUGGAAAUCCCUGAAGUAGCUGCUCUUUGUCUGAUACUUAGAGAUUUUAAAAUAACAUUAUUUUUUCAACUGGAAUUAGUAAAUUAGUACUUUGCCAUGUGUUGCUUUCUGAUUUAUGUCCAGUACUUUCUUUGCCAUGCAUAUGCAGGCUAUUAAAGUCUUUGGGUUCCUGUUCCUACUGGUAUAGGUAAUUCUUACAGGAUUGCAUUUAAAUUCCCUUUUCUCUAAAUCAAGAAAUUUCCCUUUACAUUGUUAAUUUUUUAAUGUCUUUGCUAGAUGUUGUUACCCCCUGCCUAACGCUUAUAGCCUUUGAAGUUGCCUUAUUAUAUUAUUUUUAAUUAAUACUUUUACAUUAUGAAGCUUUUCUUAAGUAAAUAUAAGCUAUUAACAUAUUUUUUUUAAUCGUAGGUACUAAAGAAAACUAAAACCGAAAACCAAACCCAGUGCCACCGAGUCGAUUCCGACUCAUAGUGACCCUAUAGGACAGAGUAGAACUGCCCCAUAGAGUUUCCAAGAAGGGUCUGGCAGAUUCAAACUGCCGACCCUUUGGUUAGCAGCUGUAGCACUUAACUACUACGCCACCAGGGUUUCCAAACAAAACUAAAGUCUAAUGCAAUAUAGAGUUGCUAUGAGUCAGAAUCAACAAGGCCAACAGGUAUUGCAUUUAAAUGUAACGUUCCUAAAAGGCAAAUAAAUAAUUAAAGCUAGAUUUUUUUGUAAGUCAUCUGGUUUUAACAUUACUCAGAUCUUUCAAUAAUAGAUUAUUUUGCAAAGAUGCUAUAAUAUCUACACAGGAAAUUGUUCUUGGCUAUUUCAUUUUGCUACAAGUUUCACAUCCAUACAGAAGUACUAUUUUAUCAUAUUUAGUUAUAUUUUUCUUAAUACAGGGAAUGUCAUACUUUGUAAGGAAACCAAAUAUUUUUCCUCAAAAGGAUAAAAAUUAACAUUAUUUGUCACAUAUAACUCUAUUUCUCUAGAAACAGAGCUAACUGCUUAAGUAACUUUUAUAGGUCAUUACUUUUAAGAUGACUAACUUUUAAGGUCUAAAAUAAUUCAUUAUUUAAUAGAUUUUAAGGUGAAAGUUUAGAAUUUAACAGUUACUCUUUAAAAGGAUAAUAUUUGUGGUAGAUUGUGUAUUUUCUUUCCUCCAGUAUAAAUCUCUUGCUGGCAGUAGGCCUAUUUAAGAACAGCUAACUUCUCCAGUGAACGUUUAAUUUUGUAUACUGCCCCGCCCAGAUUUUAAAACAUGGCUUUUUCAGAAAGUUUAACAAUAUGCCUACAGGAAGAAAAAAAACAAAAAAAAAAAAACCUCUC
This is a messenger RNA of Loxodonta africana (African savanna elephant), 15075 nucleotides long. Its product is annotated as zinc finger protein OZF-like. The transcript has 4 exons. Gene Ontology annotation, biological process: regulation of DNA-templated transcription. The record is from RefSeq and is a predicted model, not a curated record. The coding region runs from base 8419 to 10119 and encodes 566 amino acids. NCBI's taxonomy places the organism in Eukaryota, Metazoa, Chordata, Mammalia, Proboscidea, Elephantidae.